Molecule: messenger RNA, 3309 nt
Organism: Calypte anna (Anna's hummingbird)
Lineage: Eukaryota; Metazoa; Chordata; Aves; Apodiformes; Trochilidae
Gene: PPFIBP2
Product: PPFIA binding protein 2
Exons: 30
Coding region: 194-3244 (1016 amino acids)
Biological process (GO): neuromuscular junction development
Cellular component (GO): presynaptic active zone
Molecular function (GO): protein binding
Source: RefSeq, a predicted model, not a curated record
CGGCUCCGCAGCCAAUGGAGCGGGGGCCGAGCGCACCGCGUCCCUCAGGCGCCUGAGGCGAGCGGGGGGCGCGAGCCGCGAGCCAGCCGCCGUGUGUUGCACCUGGAGGGGAGGACGCUGAGGGAGCCCAGAGGGAGCCGCCGCCUCAUCGCCUCAGCGCAGUAGAAAGAGUAAAGCUCUGAAGAAAUCGUAGAUGAUGGCUUCUGACGCUAGUCAUAUGCUGGAAGCAGCUUUGGAGCAGAUGGAUGACAUCAUUGCAGGUACAAAGUCAGCUACAGAGUAUGCUAAUGGUGGUUAUGAUAUUGUGUCACCUGCUCCAUCCGUCUACUUGGGCACAUUUCAAAUUUUACAUCUCCUGGAAGAUCUAAAGAUGGCAUUGGAAAUGUUGGAGGAUCCUCAAGAGAAAGAAGCCCUGCGAAAUCAGAUCCCAGGGGCCACAGCCGUGUGCAUACGGGAGUGGUUUGAAGAGAAUCUGUCACAGGUGAAUCAUCAUUCGUCUAAUAAUGAAACUUAUCAAGAAAGAUUGGCACGAUUAGAAGGUGAUAAAGAGUCACUCAUACUGCAGGUGAGUGUUCUUACAGACCAGGUGGAAGCUCAAGGAGAGAAAAUUCGGGACUUAGAAAUCUGUCUUGAGGGGCAUCAGCUGAAACUGAAUGCUACAGAAGAAAUGCUGCAGCAGGAGUUGCUAAGCCGAACAUCACUAGAGACUCAGAAGUUAGAUCUAAUGGCUGAAGUUUCAGACCUGAAGAUUAAGCUGGUUGGUAUGGAAAAGGAACAGAGUGAAUAUGAAGAGAAACAGAACAAAGCGGAGUCAGUAGUCAACCUGAUCAGUGAGCUACAGGAGCAGAUGUGUAAACUGCAGCUGGAAAUCAAUAGUAGAAUCCAGGAGAGAAAGUCUCAAGAUAGGAAAUCAGACUUGACACCUAAUGGUCCUCAAUCUAGUCCAAGAUCAGUGGUAGAGACUGUCAGCCUGAAGAAUUGCUCUCAGUCUGAAGGUUUGCUACAGGAACUUAGACACCUCAAAAUUAAAGUGGAAGAACUGGAAAAUGAAAGAAAUCAAUACGAGUGGAAAUUAAAAGCUACUAAAGCUGAGAUAGCCCAGCUUCAAGAGCAAUUAGCUCUAAAAGAUGCAGAAAUAGAACGCUUACAAAGUCAGCUGUCUAGGACCUCAUCACAUAGUGAAGUAGCAGAAAGAGAGGAAGUUUAUAGGAGAAGGCUAAGAGAAAAACAUCAGGAAGUUCAAAGGUUGAAGAUAGGAAUGGAAUCAUUAUUGGCUGCAAAUGAAGAAAAGGACCGUCGAAUAGAGGAGCUAACACUACUGCUAAGCCAGUACAGGAGGGUCAAAGAGAUCAUGAUCACAGCUCACGGCUCUUCCAUCUCUGGCAGUGAAGAUGAACUUGAAACAACUUUAAGGAAGUGGAAUCUUUUGACUAAUCCUCAAGGAGAAUUAUUUAAAACAGAGGCCUCUUCAGGAGAAUUGUCACCAGCAAUGCUCUCUCCAGUGCCACACAAAGCUAUGGAAAUCAGUGGAAGCAUUCCAGUAUCUUCAACUAAUUUAACCUCUUCACAAGAAGAAUCUUUGGAAAGCAUAAACAGGGUUCCACAGAAAAAAAAGUCAAGUAGUUUAGAAGACUUACAGAGUGAAUCCCUGGAAAAGUAUGUAGACGGAAAACCAGUACAGCCUGUUGUAGAACAAGAGUGUAAGCCUCUUGUGAAAGGCAGCAAGUACCAAACCUUGCCAGGAAAGCUGCCCCGACCCAUACAGAAUGGAGAGCAGGGAAUGUAUAAUUCUCCAAAUGGAUGUGACACGAACGACAAUGAGGACAACGGCAUCCUUGGCCUAAAUCGCAUCAGGAGUGUCAGUGCACCAGUGCUAGGAGAAACAGAGAAUGUGGAUGGUUCAGUAACCUCGGAUGAGCUUUCACCUCUUUCCUCGGGAACAGAUUCAGGUCCACAGUCUCCGUUGUCUCCUGAAAACAGAAAGAGUCCGAAAGGGAUCAAGAAAAUCUGGGGAAAAAUAAGAAGAACUCAGUCAGGUAACUUCCCUGCAGACGAUUUGGGUUUGGCAGAGUUUCGAAGAGGGGGUCUCCGUGCAACAGCUGGACCUCGGUUAUCCAGAUCAAAGGAAACCAAAGGCCAGAAAAGUGACUACAAUGCUCCAUUUACUCAGUGGAGCACUGAAAGAGUUUGUAACUGGCUUGAGGACUUUGGUCUUGGUCAGUAUGUCAUUUUUGCACGGCAGUGGGUGACUUCAGGACAUACACUGUUAACUGCAACACCUCAGGACAUGGAAAAGGAAAUGGGAAUAAAGCAUCCACUGCACAGGAAGAAAUUAGUGUUGGCCAUCAAAUCAAUAAAUGCAAAACAAGAUGAGAAGUCUGCACAACUCGAUCACAUCUGGGUGACACGAUGGCUUGAUGAUAUUGGUUUACCUCAGUACAAAGACCAGUUUCAUGAAUCCAGAGUUGAUGGAAGAAUGUUGCAGUAUUUAACUGUGAAUGACCUUCUCUUUCUGAAAGUCACCAGUCAGCUGCACCAUCUGAGUAUUAAAUGUGCCAUUCAUGUGCUGCAUGUCAACAAUUUUAAUCCCCACUGUCUACGCAGGAGACCAGUUGAGGAGAAUAAUGUUUCACCCUCUGAAGUGAUUCAGUGGUCAAAUCAUAGAGUGAUGGAAUGGCUCAGAUCAGUAGAUCUGGCAGAAUAUGCACCAAACCUUCGAGGAAGUGGAGUACAUGGUGGCCUGAUUAUUCUCGAACCUCGCUUCAAUGGUGAUACACUGGCAAUGCUGCUGAAUAUUCCACCUCAAAAGACCUUGCUGAGACGCCACCUAACAACGAACUUUAAUGUGUUAAUUGGACCAGGGGCACAACAAGAAAAAAGAGAAAUAACGGAGUCAACAGCAUACACACCUCUGACCACCACUGCCAAAGUUCGACCAAAGAAACUUGGAUUUUCACAUUUUGGAAAUUUAAGGAAAAAGAAAUUUGAUGAAUCAACAGACUACAUUUGUCCUAUGGAUGUAAGCCCAGCUGCUACAAACGGUACUCAGAAAAAUUAUGGUGGAUGCAAAGGACUUAGUCCAUUCACUGAUAAGGAACUGGACCAGAUGGAACAUUCAGAAGGAACAGUAAUGCAAAUAGGGGCUCUUUCCCAAGGUAUAAGCCAUCUUACGACGAUGUUAAGCCAGGAUGAAAUGUUGAAUGACAGCAGAUUUUUAACACCUACCUUUGAAGACUGGAGAUGAUGUUUCAACAUGAGCAAGAACAUUAAUACAUUAUGCCUGUCCAGAGGGGUGGCCAGGAGAAGCUU